Anastrepha ludens (Mexican fruit fly) is the source of this 2344-nucleotide messenger RNA. Its product is annotated as transcription factor SPT20 homolog. NCBI's taxonomy places the organism in Eukaryota, Metazoa, Arthropoda, Insecta, Diptera, Tephritidae. Gene Ontology annotation, cellular component: nucleus. The record is from RefSeq and is a predicted model, not a curated record. Bases 710 to 2260 code for a protein of 516 amino acids. Gene Ontology annotation, biological process: regulation of transcription by RNA polymerase II. Gene Ontology annotation, molecular function: RNA polymerase II cis-regulatory region sequence-specific DNA binding; DNA-binding transcription factor activity, RNA polymerase II-specific; zinc ion binding. The transcript is spliced from 7 exons.
UUGGAGGUGGCGGCCAGCUGGCAGCAGGAAGGCAGUAGGCCGGAAAUUUCAUUGGUCAAAACAUUUAACUGCCGCAUAUUAACUGCAGAGUGCAAAGUGCAUUUGCGAAACAGCAACAACAGCAGCAACAGCAACAACAACAAGAAUAGCAAUGCAAAGAAAUUAUUUUCAGUGUACAUUUGCAGAAGUUGAACUUUCCGAAAAAGGAAAAAAUCGAAGAAGUGCACAGUGCAGAGUUUUUCAAGUGGUUUGAGAAGUGAAAUUGCAUCAAUGCAAUAACAAAAGAGAAAAAAAGCAAAAAAUACUAAAAAAAUAUUCAAAUCAAAUAAGCAAAUAAUAAUCAUAAUAAAUACACAAUCUGUGAGUGUACAAGUGUGUGUGUGUGUGUAAAGUGGAAAAGUAUAAAAAUUAGCGAUUUUUGCAAUGCAAUGUCCAUCUCCAUUAGUGCGAGUAUUACUCAUUAGCAGCACCAGCAGCAGCAGCGCCUGUAAUGUGAUCGUCAUCAAAUGACAAAUUCCUCUGCAGUGCAUCGCAUUCUGCAGCGCGGCUGGAAUAACUAAACAAACUUUUGUGGAAAAAGAUAUCAAUCCAAAAAUUACGAAAAGUAAUGCGAUAAUAUCUUAGGCACUUGGAUGCCUGUUUUACGACAGUAAAAGAAAAUAGAAGAAAAACAAACCAAAGUAUAAGUAGUAGCAAAACAAGUCUAGUUAUGUUGAACGCCAAUAAUACACAACAGUCGCAGCAACAACAACAACAGCAACAACAAUCACAAUCAGCACAGCAACACCACGCGCAACACCAGCACCAACAUCAGCAUCAGCUUCCACAACAUAACACACAGCAACAGCAGCAGCAGCAGCAACAGCAACAACAAACACAACAAGUAUAUAACGGCGAUUUGAACUUCACCACAUUCGCUGAACUUUGUCGCCUCUGCUCAAUACGAAAUGGUCCCGCCAAAAUUCAUCUAUUCGAAAAGGAAGCGGAGCAGAGGAAUUUGGUCUACAAACUGCGCACGCUAAUGUCAACAAAUAUAUCCAAGGACGACUACCUUCCAAAGAAUAUCUGUGAGCAGUGCGUGCACAAAGUGGAGCAACUGUUUGAUUGGCGACAAUCGUCUUUGCAGAUUGAAAAUGUUCUGCAGAAUUACGCGGACUCGAUGAGAGCAGUGACGGCAACAAUUAAUUUUCAGGACGGUACCGUUAAUAUGGAUAAAAUGACGGUUGCCCAAAAGAAUGCAUACCUUGAGGCGCACAUGGCGGUACAGCAACAAAUGGCGCAAGCAGCAAUACAAUUUAAGCAACAGCAACAGCAACAACAGCAGCAGCAAACGUCCACGAAUUCUGCACAACAACAACAACAGCAACAGAAUUCCCCCACAACCAAUAAUAAUAAUAAUAACAACAACAAUUCGACACAGCAGCAAUUGCAGCAACAGCAACAGCAACAACAACAACAGCAGCAACAGCAAGCACAUUAUGCCAGUACGAUUAAGGUCCCACAAAUAAGUUCCUCCAGUUCGGGUGGUGCGGAGAGCACUUUCACUGUACCCGAUGAUGUGGGGAUGGGUUUCGAGGGUGGUGUACGUGUGCUACAAAGUUUAGGUAGUUGGUCACCGGAUAAUGUUACCUACAAUAUACCUAAACCGAAUCUUAUACCAUUCACCGAACCCUACGUCGAGGGUGGGUCCAUGCAUCCGGCCAGCCGACUCAAGGCACUGCAACAGGUGCAACAAGCCUCGUCGGGUGUGCGCAAAACGAAUCCAUCUAAAAAUCCAAACAAUAAGGCUUUCGAAUGUACUGUGUGCGGCAAAGGACUCGCCAGAAAGGACAAGCUGACAAUACAUAUGCGCAUCCAUACGGGCGAGAAACCUUAUAUUUGUGAAGUGUGCAAUAAAGCAUUCGCUAGACGCGAUAAACUUGUGAUUCAUAUGAAUAAAUUUAAACAUGUGACGCCCACGAAUAUAGCGCCAUUGGGCAAGCGGCUAAAUAAUAUGGUGAAGAAGAAAGAGCCUGAGCCCGAGGACAAUAAACAAAAUCUGGAAUUGCAACUGCAACAACAGGCCGUACAAGUGGCAACACAAAAUAUUAUAGUGCAAACGACCAGUGGUCAGCAUAGUACACAAACCACAGCUAUACCGGGCAUCAUUAUACCGCAUCACCAUCAGCAACAGUUGUCAUGGACUUGUGAGCUAUGCGGACGCAUGUUCUCUAGUCGGGACGAGUGGACAUUGCAUGCCAAGAGCCAUCUAGAGUAUUGACAACAGGAACAGGAAACAAUGGAGGAAACAAAAACAGCAAUAGCCAAUGCGGUAAAGCAACGCAGCUUUCAAACUGAGUCCAAU